Molecule: messenger RNA, 1355 nt
Organism: Phyllostomus hastatus (greater spear-nosed bat)
Lineage: Eukaryota; Metazoa; Chordata; Mammalia; Chiroptera; Phyllostomidae
Product: histone H3.1
Exons: 2
Coding region: 146-556 (136 amino acids)
Cellular component (GO): nucleosome
Molecular function (GO): protein heterodimerization activity; DNA binding; structural constituent of chromatin
Source: RefSeq, a predicted model, not a curated record
CCAUCCGCAACGACGAGGAGCUCAACAAGCUGCUGGGCAAGGUGACCAUCGCGCAGGGCGGCGUGCUGCCCAACAUCCAGGCCGUGCUGCUGCCCAAGAAGACCGAGAGCCACCACAAGGCCAAGGGUCAGUAUUUUUUUCUGGAAUGGCUCGGACCAAGCAGACAGCGCGCAAGUCCACCGGCGGGAAGGCCCCGCGCAAGCAGCUGGCCACCAAGGCCGCCCGCAAGAGCGCACCGGCCACCGGCGGCGUCAAGAAGCCGCACCGCUACCGGCCCGGCACCGUGGCCCUGCGCGAGAUCCGCCGCUACCAGAAGUCCACCGAGCUGCUGAUCCGCAAGCUGCCCUUCCAGCGCCUGGUGCGCGAGAUCGCGCAGGACUUCAAGACCGACCUGCGCUUCCAGAGCUCGGCCGUCAUGGCGCUGCAGGAGGCGUGCGAGGCCUACCUGGUGGGCCUGUUCGAGGACACCAACCUGUGCGCCAUCCACGCCAAGCGCGUCACCAUCAUGCCCAAGGACAUCCAGCUUGCGCGCCGCAUCCGCGGGGAGAGGGCAUAAGCUUAACGCAAGUGGUAGUCUUGAACUCAAAGGCUCUUUUCAGAGCCGCUUAACUCUCACCAAUAGUGGCUGUUGCACUAUUGCGUUAGCUGUUAGUAGCUUCAAGUUAGGCGCAGGACUAACAAACGGGACUCGGGGUUCCUACCAAGAUAGUGGUCUCAUUUUCCUCAAGCGAAGUAGAUUAAAGUGUUAGUAAAGUCGGACAUGCAGUGUAAUAGGUACGUGUUGCUAAUCACCACUUGGCAAGAACAAUUUCUUGGGUAUAAAGUCACUACCUGAAUCCUGCAAGAAAGUCCCAUGUAAGAAGCAGGAAGGAGGGAUCAGGCCACAGGGAAGAACUAACCACCCUGUAGACAUGGAGUUAAGCUCAUGGAUAACCAGAACCUCCCUCCCCAUUUUGAGUAUUACUCUGGUAGCAGAGUUGGACCUAACUUAAUCCUCUGAUGUCCUCACUGCAUAGGGAAGGGCAACUUGAACGUGGACUAAUUUGAAUGAACUCCAGGUUUCGGGGAAGAGCACAUGUAGGUUUAAAUUGGACAGUAUUGGUAUUGUGCCUAGCAUCUAGCAUUAGUGGGCAGACCUCAGAUUUUGUUACUGACAAUUGCUCUUUCACGACUCCGUAAGACAAAACAAAAACCGACUUUGGCUGAAACUGUUUCUUGAGAAAAUGGGUUAGUGUUUACACGGAUCUUUUUUCUUAUGAGAGUUGUGUUAUUCAUUGUUUACCAGUAGCACCUGGUAACCCUAUAGGAUAAAGCUCCAAAAUGUUUCCUUCACACCCAUUCCAAAUUUGAUAUAA